CUAUCCCCAACGGCCAACAAUGGGAUUCUUCAGACGGUCUGAGAAACCCGAGAAGAGCGCUCCCGCUCCGGCGGACGCUCCUGCCAUUGAUAUGGAUUCCGUGCCUGCUACCUCAUAUACUCAGUCUUUUCGGUUAAGUGAGCCGGUGAAACCGAGACAUGAGUUCAAGAGCUACCGAUUGAAGGGAGAAUACGUGCAACCAUGGAUAGACGACAAACGGAUGAAACGAACAAGAUUCGGCAAUCUGAUUGUCUAUGGCAUGAUGUUCAUUGCGUUAUGCUUGAGCGGAUACAUUACGUACGAUGGAGCAAACAGUGCAAAGACAGGAGAAUACUGCUUAGUGAUGGAAGACAACUUCGAUCGAGGUGGCCUCGACGAAAGCCACUGGACUCAUGAAGUGCAAAUGGCCGGCUACGGCACAGGCGCCUUCGACUGGACAACCACAGACCAGAAGAACAGCUUUACCGACAGCGAAGGCCUACACAUCGUGCCCACCAUCACCACCGAAUCCACCGAUCUUACCGAGGACCAGCUCCUCAACGGCUACAGUCUCAACCUCACCAAGAGCGGAGGUGACGGCACCUGCACAUCCGAUGAUUACCUACAGUGUUCCAUCCGAUCCAACGCAAGCACCGGCGCAAUCCUCCCUCCCGUGCGCUCUGCCCGGCUCUCCACAAAAGGGAAAAAGUCCAUCCGCUACGGCCGCAUCGAAGUCGUUGCCAAAAUGCCCCGCGGCGACUGGCUCUGGCCUGCCAUAUGGAUGAUGCCCGAAGACUCAAAAUACGGCCCCUGGCCCGCGUCAGGCGAAAUCGACAUCGCCGAGCUCCGCGGAAACUCCUACGAAUACCCCCUCGGCCGCGACGCCCUCACAUCCACCAUCCACUGGGGCCCCACCACAAAAACAGACGCGUAUUGGUCUACCUAUGGCCACAAGUUCCUCCGUCGCACCGACUACUCGAAGGACUUCCAUACCUUCGGGCUCCAGUGGUCCGAGGAUACCAUGUUCAUGUAUCUCGACAACCGCAUGAAGCAAGUCUUUUAUAUGAAGUUUGAUGAUAAGCGGACUAUGUGGGAUAAGGGCGGGUUCAGCGGUGCUACGGCAAAUAACAGCGUUAUUGAGAAUCCGUGGAAGAGCACUGGCAGGGGAAACACGCCGUUUGACGAAAAGUUCUAUCUUAUCCUGAAUGUGGCUGUUGGCGCGCAGAAUGGGUGGUUUUUUGAUGGCAAGAACGGUAAGCCUUGGGUUGACAAUGGACCUACCGCUGCACGCGAUUUCAUCAAAGCAAAAGACCAAUGGCUCCCCACGUGGGGCGAAGGCAACGACCGCGGAAUGACGGUCAAGAGCGUCAAAAUGUGGCAAGAAGGCAAAUGCUAGAAACGAACUUCGAUCGAACUGAUGCAAGCGUUUUCCAUUAUUAUUCUCUUUUUUUCUUAGUUGUAUACCAUUGCUUGAUGUCACGUUUUUUGGCCGACUCGCAGAGGAUGGGGGAUGGAGAUGUCUCAGAGUACUAAUAGUAAUGCUUGAUAGACUCCUAAUCUAAUGCACAUCUACACCAAUCAAUAUUUCUUAUGCAAAAUAGUGAGAUGGUUGCAGGAUUUCAAGAUGAACCAAGUAUACUCUAGCACGAUCUCAAAUCCCCCCUGCCAGAUCCCGCACAUCUACAUUCACCUCUUCCCGCACCCGCCACCAAUGCCGCGGUCCACCAUCUACGAACAAAACAUCGCACAUCCCUAUCCCAUCUCUAUACCAUUCUCGAAAAUCAAUAAACACACACCCGCACAGACACACUCCCUCUCACCAUAGUUCCCCCUUCCACAGCAUCACCCGCCCCGGCGCAAAGCAUCCCCCCUUGAUAAGCCAAGUUCCAUCCCGCCCCCAAAGGCCGAUCAGGCCCCCCACGCACCUCCCACGCACCCGCGCUAUACAAACUCGUUGCUUUUUUUUCUUCUUC
Messenger RNA from Periconia digitata, 1952 nucleotides. NCBI's taxonomy places the organism in Eukaryota, Fungi, Ascomycota, Dothideomycetes, Pleosporales, Periconiaceae. The record is from the annotation of a GenBank genome assembly.